Juglans microcarpa x Juglans regia is the source of this 4740-nucleotide messenger RNA. RefSeq names its product protein INVOLVED IN DE NOVO 2-like. Gene Ontology annotation, biological process: gene silencing by siRNA-directed DNA methylation. The transcript has 12 exons. Bases 1266 to 3224 code for a protein of 652 amino acids. Lineage: Eukaryota; Viridiplantae; Streptophyta; Magnoliopsida; Fagales; Juglandaceae. The record is from RefSeq and is a predicted model, not a curated record.
GUUCUCCUCUUCCCUUUCUUCUCUGGGUCCUUUUAUGCCCCACCUAUGCUGUAGUGGUACCCACGAACACACAAAAUAAAGCACUACUCCUAACUCUCUAUACCCUAUUCUAAUCUAUCCCCUUUCGUGCCUCUUGGUCUCAGAUUGUUAUAUAUUAUUAGAGUUUCUUUCUCUGACCGAGCAAUGAAAUUCGAGGACCUACUGAUGCAACGAGGCGAGGAGAAGCAGAAAAGGCUGGACCUUGAGGAAGAGGUCAGUAUGCUAGAGGCAGAACUGAAGGAGGAACAGGCAUUGAACAGAAUUUUGCGCUUUGCACUUCAGGGGCCAAUUUCCUCCCGCCCAAGUCUUUGCUCAUCGGUUCCACCUCAGGUUCAGGUGUUUCUGGAAGAACUAGCAAUGGUACAGGAAGAAAUAUUGUGGCGGGAGAGAAAAGUUGAGGAUCUGAAACUAAGCUUGUACGAAGAGAGGGAACGGAGCAGAGAAAGGGAAAUGGAGCAUUUAACAAGAAUACCAGAAGACGGUUACUUAACUUACUUGCGAUGCGGACCAGAGAUCCGGUCGUCGGUGCUCAAUGUUCAGCGGUCCAGAUCAGAAAACCGUGAUCAUGAAUUUAGGAAAGAAAGAAUCAUAAAGGAAAGAAGACCUUCGUUGGGUUCUGUAUCGGAAAUCCUAAGCAUGUCUUCUACAACAUCCAGCGGUAAACUAAAGUUUUUAUCGAAGAAGAAUGUUCAUAAACCUCGUGCUAAUACUAGGGUUCAUGAUUCGGCAAUGGAGGCGCCCCCAGGCUAUGGCAUCAACUCUCUGCGACCAAGGUUCAGAGGUUUGUGGCUUGGGGAGAAUAAAAGACACUGUUUCUUUUCUGGUUGAUAUGAUUUUGGGACGUCAACUAAACCACCUGACGCGCGAACUCACACAUACGAAGUCACACUUAUUAUUGUCCUAUUGCUGGGUGCGUGGGAAUCUUUCACAGCACCAAGCGCAUGUCGCUACAGUUUUUGCCCCAGCACCCUUGGUCUAAACCCAGGUCCCCAACCUUUCCUAAUUCUUCUAAGGGAUCCCACAGCACCACAUUCUCACACUCUUCUCUGUCCAGGAUUCCAGAGACCUCCAGGUACCUUCAAUUUUGCAGCUGUGGUCUCAAAUGCAAGAAGGGGGUUAAAAAAGCGAUCUUGGAUUAAAUACAGUAAGAUUUUGGAUGAACUGGAACGGUUUCUGUGUUAAACGCUCAAGCCUCAUGAAAAGAUACGGACAUUAGUGAAUCUGAAAUGGACGAGUAUGAAGAUAAAUCUUAUGAAGAAUUAAAGAAUGGGAAUCGCAAUGUCAAAAAUUCUGACGAGACGUUUGCUUGCCCCUACUGCCCGAAGAGAAAGAAGAAUUAUCUAUAUAAUGAAAUUCUUGAGCAUGCUUCUGGGGUGGGUAAAAGUAGUUCAACAAAGAGAAGCGCAAAAGAGAGAGCUAAUCACCUUGCUUUGUUGAAAUAUUUGGAAAAGGAUUUAGGUCCAUCAAAACCUGUUUGCAAGAGUAGUUCAAAAAAGAAAAACGCAAAAGAGAAGGCUAAUCCCCUUGCUCUGGUGAAAUAUUUGGAAAAGGAUUUGGCAGGUCCAUCAACACCUGUUCUCAAGAGUGAUCCUCCUAUUGAUUGCAACCCCAAUGAGAGAAUCGUGUGGCCUUGGACAGGAAUUGUGGUUAACAUUCCAACAAGACGGACAGAUGAAGGAAGAUAUGUGGGAGAAAGUGGAUCCAAGCUGAGGGAUGAAUUGAAAAGUGGUGGGUUUAAUCCCAUAAGGGUCCACCCUCUAUGGAAUUUCCGGGGUCAUUCAGGCAGUGCUGUUGUGGAAUUCCAAAAAGAUUGGCCUGGGUUACAUAAUGCCAUGUCAUUUGAGAAAGCUUAUGAGGCAGAUCAUCAUGGGAAAAAGGACUGGUAUGGUAUUAGUGGCCAAAAAUCUGGUCUUUAUGCUUGGGUCGCCCGUGCGGAUGACUACAGUUCAAGUGGGAUUAUCGGGGACCACUUACGAAAGAUUGGGGAUAUUAGAACCAUUUCUGAAAUUAUGGAGGAAGAAGCCCGAAAGCAGGACAAGCUUAUAUCUAAUCUGACAAACACUUUUGAGCUGAAGAGCAGGCACUUGAAAGAGAUGGAGGAAAGAUGUAGUCAGACUUCAGUCUCCCUUCGGAACUUAAUGGAAGAGAAAGAUAAGCUCCUUCAAGCUUAUAAUGAAGAUAUAAGAAAAAGACAACUGAGUGCAAGGAAUCACUUUCAGAGGAUUUCCAAUGACCACGAAAAGAUUAAGUUGCAACUGGAAUCUCAGAAAAAAGAGCUUGAGAUGCGUGGGAUGGAAUUGGAGAAGCGUGAUGCGCAUAACGAAAGCGAAAGAAGAAAGCUUGCUGAAGAAAUUGAGAAGAAUGCCAUAAGAAAUAGUUCUCUGCAAUUGGCCUCUUUGGAGCAACAAAAGGCUGAUGUAAAUGUAUUGAAACUGGCUGAAGAUCAGAAGAGGCAAAAGGAAAAACUCCAUAACAGAAUAAUUCAACUGGAAAAGCAACUGGAUGCAAAGCAAGCGCUGGAAUUGGAAAUAGAGCAACUGAGAGGGACAUUAAAUGUCAUGAAGCACAUGGUAGAUGAUGGAGAUGUAGACGUUUUGAAAAAUGUGGAGACAAUACUUAAACAGUUGCGUGAAAAAGAAGGAGAGCUUGAAGAUUUAGAGGAUUUGAACCAAGCUCUAAUAGUGAAGGAGCGCAAGAGCAAUGAUGAGCUGCAAGGAGCUCGAAAAGAAUUAAUUAAUGACUGGAAAGAGAUAGAGAUACGUGGUGAUAUCGGGGUUAAGAGAAUGGGAGAACUUGACGAUAAACCAUUUCGCGAAGCAAUGAAGAGAAAGUAUGAUGAGGAAGAAGCUGCUGAGAGAGCUUCAGAACUGUGCUCACUGUGGAAAGAAUAUAUGAAGGACCCCGAUUGGCAUCCUUUUAAAUUUGCUACAGUUGAAGGGAAACAGCAGGAAGUUAUAAAUGAUGAAGAUGAGAAAUUAAUAGGUUUGAGGAAUGAAUUGGGUGAUGAAGUUUACAAGGCCGUGACUACUGCUUUAAUGGAGAUAAAUGAAUACAACCCAAGUGGACAGUAUAUAACAUCUGAAUUGUGGAACUACGUGGAGGGAAGAAGGGCUACACUUGAAGAAGGAGUCAAAUCUAUACUGGAGCAAUGGAAAGGAUCUAAACGCAAAAGGGGAAUGAAUUGAAGGAAAUGAUAUUUCCGGCUCCGAAGGACAUGUCACUAUGGAGAUGGAAUGAGCUGGCCCAUUUACUUGAGGGCGUUGUGCCUUUAUGGCGUUUGUUCUUUGUAAAUUAUGGAAUUCCAUUUUGUAGGGAUUUUGCCGUUCUCCAUGAGAACUUUUUGAAAUCAAACUACAGCCGUGGUUAAUCCAGAUUGGGCGAGGCCCGGCUUGGCUGCAGCUACGAAACAAUAUGGGCCGAGGGCUGCCUGGAGGCCCACAGCGCCAAACCCUAGAAUUUACCAUACAAGUCAUUGCUCCUUAAAACGGUAACACAUCAGCCUAUCCUCCCGGAGCGAGAGCUCUCUGUGCCGGAAACCUAUCUCGUCUUUCCAUGACUCAUUUCUCUAGCAUGCCGUCGCUUGUCCUAGGUUUUAAGCUUAUGUUAGCAGAGGGUUUGGGCUAUGAUUAUAAAGAGAGAGGGCUAGAGUGGGAUCCCAACAAAGAAAAAGGAAAACCCAGUUCGAUCUGGAGGAGAAACUAAUGGAAGGUGCCGCCAACCCCAAAAGGGAAGGCUUUGGUGUCUGAAAUCUGACUCUUUUUCUUUCUUCUCGUAUUGGUUCUUCCCGCAAUGACAGAUCUUCCAAUUCUUUUACACUUGAUAUGAGCCCCAAAACCCUGUUUAAGUCAUUUUUUCCCUUUUUUUCGUGGUUUUCCUUUAUUUUUUUUGUUUUGUUUUGUGCAUCUGUUGUAUUUGUGGUGAGAAAACAGAUUAUUUUGUUAUUCUCACCGAAACAACGAUGCCUACAGAGAAAGCCUUCUUCAUACUUGUCUGUUUUUUUAGAAUCACUUACAGGCGUGAUUAGGCAGCGGCCAGACAACCGUAGGGAUGGUAUCCACAGAUGACGAGUCAUUUCAUCUCGUUUUGAUCUACUAAACUCCAUCUCACAUUCCCGACAUCUCUCAUCUUUACAUCUUCCUUAUAAAGUUGUUUUUCUCUUUUGGGGUCUUAAUUUUUCUUAAUUUUUUCCUUUGGAAUUGUUGGGUAUGAUUCUCUGAACAUUGUCGGAGGAGAAUCUAAUGGAAGGUGCCGCCAACCCCAAAAGGGAAGGCCUUUGGUGUCUGAAAUCUGACUCUUUUUCUCUCUUCUCGUUUGGGUUUCUUCCCGUAAUGACAGAUCUUCCACUUCUUUUACACUUGAUAUGAGCCCCAAAACCCUUUCAUGUCAUUUUCCCCUUUUUAUCGUGGUUUUCCUUCAUUUUUUUCGUUUUGUUUUGUGCAUCUGUUGUAUUUGUGGUGAGAAAACGGAUUGUUUUUAUAUUCUCACCGAAACAAUGAUGCCUACAGAGAAAGCCUUCUUCAUACUUGUCUGCUUUCUUAGAAUCUUACAAGUUUGAUGAGGCAGCGGCCAGACAAUCGUAGGGAUGGUAUCCACAGAUGACGAGUCAUUUCAUCUCGUUUUCAUCUACUAAACUCCAUCUCACAUCCCCAACAUCUCUCUUUACAUCUUUAUAAAGUUGUUUUUUCUAUUUUGGUGUCCAAA